This is a messenger RNA of Paramecium octaurelia, 462 nucleotides long. The record is from the annotation of a GenBank genome assembly. NCBI's taxonomy places the organism in Eukaryota, Ciliophora, Oligohymenophorea, Peniculida, Parameciidae.
AUGCAGGGAUUUAAUUAAUCAGAAAAAGAUACAUAAAUUUCCCUUUUGAUUCAUAAUUAUAGUGGAUAAAAUCUCAAAUAAAAAGAAUUUGUUUAUAAGUUAAAAUUAUCAUUAUUUGAAUUGAAAAGAAUGAUAUAAAUGUUCUAAUUGGAUUAAGUGGUCUAAAAAUUUGUUUUCAAAACUUUCUCAAUAAAAUCAUUUUUAAGAAUUUCUGAGAAGGCGGAAUUAAUCUUGAAGAAGAUUUUCAACAAGGCAAACUCAACUGUUUAAUUCAAUUAUCACUUAUCAUGGAGUUGUCUUAAUAUUUAACCUUGUGUUGCUUUUAUAUUUACAUAUUUAAAAUCUAAAAACAAAACUGUGGUAUUAACCAAGUAUUAGUUGUAACUUUUACUAUUUGAGGAUUACUAAUUAUAUAAAAAAAUGAUCGCUGAACUGGAGAGUUGGAAGUUGAUUUUAAUAUGA